Messenger RNA from Salvia splendens (bonfire salvia), 4077 nucleotides. RefSeq names its product splicing factor 3B subunit 1. The transcript is spliced from 2 exons. Gene Ontology annotation, molecular function: mRNA binding. Gene Ontology annotation, biological process: spliceosomal complex assembly. Lineage: Eukaryota; Viridiplantae; Streptophyta; Magnoliopsida; Lamiales; Lamiaceae. The record is from RefSeq and is a predicted model, not a curated record. Bases 175 to 3951 code for a protein of 1258 amino acids.
CUUUGCUAACAGCACAGCACAGCACAGCACCCCGCUUCGGUAACAUUCCCAAAAUCAGGAGCUGCAGCUAGUAUUUUCAGGAGGUUUCCGGUUUAUAAGUUGGGUUUACUUCCUACAGGAUUCCAAAUCUAGGGUUUUAUAUUUUCAGCUUUGGGGAGAUUGAGGAUCGGAAAGAUGGAUGACAGUUCGGAGAUUCAAAAGUUGAAAGAAGAGAGGCAAAAAAUGGAGAAGGACCUUGCUGCUCUCACUUCUUUGACCUUUGACACUGAUCUCUAUAGUUCGAACAAGUUUGAAGGCUAUGAACAAUCUAUAGCUGUGAAUGAGGAUGAUGAUAAUGCGGAUCCAGCUGAGAAUGAGAUUGCUCGAAAAAUGGCAUCAUUUACUGCUCCAAAGCAGUAUUUUAAGGAGACUCUGAGGUCUGGGGAAGAGGAUGAGAUGUCUGGGUUCAAGCAGCCAGGCAAGAUUAUUGACCGUGAAGAUGAUUAUAGGAGGAGGAGGUUGAAUAGGAUUAUAUCUCCAGAGAGGAAUGAUCCUUUCCAGGACAAGACCCCUGGUCCUGAAGUGAGGACUUAUGUUGAUGUGAUGAAGGAAGAAGCGCUGAAGCGCAAGGAAGAGGAGGUGAGGAGGGAGAUAGCAAAAAGAAAGAAGGAAGAGGAGGAGAACAAGGAGAAGGAGAAAGAUGUGGAGAAGCCAAAGAAGAGGAAUAGAUGGGAUAUGUCCCAAGAUGAGAAUGCUGGUGGUGCAAAGAAAUCUAAGGCAGCAUCUGACUGGGAUAUGCCCGACUCAACUCCUGGAAUUGGGAGGUGGGAUGCAACACCAACUCCUGGGAGGAUUGGGGAAGCAACACCCUCGGUCUCUAGGAAAAAUAGAUGGGAUGAAACUCCAACCCCUGGGCGCCUUAAUGAUUCAGAAUCAACUCCUGCCGGAGGUGUUACACCUGGAGCAACGCCUGCAGGAAUGGCUUGGGAUGCCACUCCUAAGCUGGGAGGGCUAGCCACUCCGACCCCAAAACGGCAGAGAUCGAGGUGGGAUGAGACUCCAGCCACUAUGGGCAGUGCUACACCUGGUGCAACACCUGCUGCAGCUUAUACCCCUGGUGUCACUCCAUUUGGGGCUGUUGACAUGGCUACGCCCACACCAAAUGCUCUUAUGCGAGGCGCAAUGACUCCUGAACAGUAUAAUUUGUUAAGGUGGGAGAAGGACAUUGAGGAUAGGAAUAGGCCAUUGACUGAUGAGGAGCUGGAUUCAAUGUUUCCAGAAGAAGGGUAUAAGAUUCUGGAACCCCCUGCCUCUUAUGUUCCUAUCCGAACUCCUGCACGGAAGCUUCUUGCUACCCCGACUCCAAUGGGGACACCUCUUUAUAACAUUCCAGAAGAGAAUCGAGGACAACAAUUUGAUGUGCCUAAAGAGUUGCCAGGAGGUUUGCCGUUUAUGAAACCAGAAGAUUAUCAGUACUUUGGCUCGCUGCUGAACGAAGAAAAUGAGGAGGAGCUAUCUCCAGAAGAGCAGAAGGAGCGUAAGAUCAUGAAACUCUUGCUAAAAGUUAAAAAUGGAACUCCUCCACAGAGAAAGACUGCUCUGAGACAGCUUACAGAUAAGGCAAGGGAAUUUGGUGCUGGGCCUAUGUUCAACCGUAUUCUGCCACUGCUCAUGCAGCCCACUUUGGAAGAUCAAGAGAGACACUUGUUGGUGAAAGUUAUUGACAGGGUGCUUUACAAGUUGGAUGAACUGGUUCGUCCAUAUGUCCACAAAAUUUUGGUGGUUAUCGAGCCUUUGUUGAUUGAUGAGGAUUACUAUGCUCGUGUUGAAGGUAGAGAGAUCAUCUCAAAUCUGAGCAAGGCUGCUGGGUUGGCCACUAUGAUUGCUGCAAUGCGUCCAGAUAUUGAUAACAUAGAUGAGUACGUCAGAAACACCACUGCAAGAGCUUUUAGUGUUGUUGCGUCUGCCCUUGGGAUUCCUGCUCUGUUACCAUUCUUGAAAGCUGUCUGUCAGAGUAAGAAAUCAUGGCAAGCUCGGCACACUGGUAUCAAGAUUGUGCAGCAGAUUGCUAUUUUAAUAGGGUGUGCAGUUCUUCCCCACUUGAGAUCCCUUGUUGAGAUCAUUGAGCAUGGGCUUAAUGAUGAAAAUCAGAAAGUCAGAACAAUAACUGCUCUGUCUUUGGCUGCUCUUGCUGAGGCUGCUGCCCCAUAUGGUAUUGAAAGUUUUGACUCUGUGUUGAAGCCUCUAUGGAAGGGCAUCAGAUCACAUCGUGGGAAAGUACUUGCCGCUUUCCUUAAGUCCAUUGGUUUCAUCAUACCACUCAUGGAUGCUAUGUAUGCUAGCUACUAUACAAAGGAAGUUAUGGUUAUUCUGAUUCGUGAAUUCCAGUCUCCAGAUGAAGAAAUGAAGAAGAUUGUGCUCAAAGUGGUGAAGCAGUGUGUGAGUACAGAAGGUGUAGAGGCAGAAUACAUUAGAAAUGAUAUUCUUCCUGAGUUCUUCCGCAAUUUUUGGGUUCGAAGGAUGGCCUUGGAUAGAAGAAAUUAUAAGCAACUUGUGGAGACAACGGUUGAGAUAGCUAACAAAGUUGGGGUUGCUGAUAUAGUUGGAAGGAUUGUUGAAGACCUGAAAGAUGAAAGUGAGCCUUAUAGAAGGAUGGUAAUGGAGACAAUUGAGAAGGUGGUUGCCAACUUGGGGGCAUCCGAUAUUGAUGCUCGCUUGGAAGAGCUAUUAAUUGAUGGCAUUCUUUAUGCCUUCCAAGAACAAACAAGUGAUGACGCCAAUGUUAUGCUCAAUGGUUUUGGUGCUGUUGUGAACUCCCUUGGCCAGAGAGUGAAGCCAUAUCUUCCCCAGAUAUGUGGUACCAUAAAAUGGCGUCUUAACAAUAAGAGUGCGAAAGUGAGACAACAAGCAGCAGAUCUUAUAUCUAGGAUCGCUGUGGUUAUGAAACAGUGUGGAGAAGAACAACUGAUGGGCCAUCUUGGUGUUGUGUUGUACGAGUAUCUAGGGGAGGAAUAUCCAGAGGUUUUAGGUUCAAUAUUGGGUGCUCUCAAGGCCAUUGUCAAUGUUAUUGGUAUGACUAAGAUGACUCCACCUAUCAAAGAUUUACUUCCUCGGCUGACUCCUAUAUUGAAGAAUCGUCAUGAGAAAGUCCAAGAGAACUGUAUCGAUCUUGUUGGAAGAAUUGCUGAUCGUGGAGCUGAAUUUGUUCCUGCAAGGGAGUGGAUGAGGAUAUGCUUCGAGCUCCUGGAGAUGCUUAAAGCACACAAGAAGGGUAUCCGUAGAGCAACUGUCAACACUUUCGGUUACAUUGCUAAGGCCAUUGGGCCACAAGAUGUUCUCGCAACAUUGCUGAACAACCUCAAGGUUCAGGAACGUCAAAAUCGUGUGUGCACAACAGUGGCCAUAGCCAUUGUCGCAGAAACAUGCUCACCAUUCACGGUCCUUCCUGCAUUGAUGAACGAAUACCGAGUCCCGGAGCUCAACGUGCAGAAUGGUGUCCUGAAAUCACUUUCAUUCCUGUUUGAAUACAUUGGCGAAAUGGGAAAAGACUACAUAUAUGCAGUGACUCCUCUGCUGGAGGAUGCACUCAUGGACAGGGAUCUGGUUCAUCGGCAAACUGCGGCCUCAGCUGUGAAGCACAUGGCUCUUGGAGUUGCAGGUCUGGGGUGCGAGGAUGCUCUGGUCCACCUCCUGAACUAUGUCUGGCCUAACAUUUUUGAGACGUCGCCUCACGUCAUCAAUGCUGUCACGGAAGCCAUCGAAGGCAUGAGGGUGGCAUUGGGUCCUGCUGUUGUGCUAAACUACUGUCUGCAGGGGCUGUUCCAUCCAGCAAGAAAGGUUAGAGAAGUGUACUGGAAGAUCUAUAAUUCACUCUACAUCGGUGCUCAAGACGCGCUCGUUGCUUCGUAUCCUGUGCUCGAGGAUGAAGAGAGCAAUGUAUUCUCCAGGCCUGAACUGCAUAUGUUUGUCUGAUCCUGCAAUUUUUAUCGUUUUAGGAGACAUAAUUUUACUCAGAUUUUCUACGUGUCUUAUGUUUUGUAGAGGCCGUGUAGCUUUUAUAUGUGGAAUCAGUUUGAAUAAACUCUAUGUUCGUCUGAA